This is a messenger RNA of Helianthus annuus (common sunflower), 1208 nucleotides long. Its product is annotated as putative B3 domain-containing protein At3g24850. Lineage: Eukaryota; Viridiplantae; Streptophyta; Magnoliopsida; Asterales; Asteraceae. Gene Ontology annotation, molecular function: DNA binding. Bases 105 to 881 code for a protein of 258 amino acids. The transcript is spliced from 2 exons. The record is from RefSeq and is a predicted model, not a curated record.
UUCUCUACCAUCUACUGCGUUCAACAUAAUUCAUAAACCCAAACCCUCUUUCUUUCUAUACCAUCUCCUGCAUUCUUGAUAAUUCAUAAACUCAAGAAACAUUCAUGGAGGAUACACUUGUUCUCAUCAAGCAUGCUAACUUCAUACCAGAAGAUUCAUCGACAAGAAGACGUAAUCAAAGAAUGUUAACAACAGAAAACAAUCAAUACCUGCGAAAGAUAGAAGAACUGGCUAAUGAUAUGUUAAGAUUCUUUCGCGAUAAGGAGUUAAAAAACAAGUCAAACGCUAUGUCCGUUGUGAAGGAUGAGGUAAGUGCUGAGCGGUUAAGAAAGUCAAAGGGGAAGCGUCCGCGGUCAACAACGUCCGUUGUGAAGAACGUGAGUAAAAAACGAAAGGUACCAAAGAAGUCCGAAGACCGUCCACCGGUGGUGAUCAAUGAGGUAACCGAGCAAUUGAAAGAGUUUAUUGUGAACGAGAUGAAGGGGACGGACGUGAAACUCGUGAUUCAGAAGACGUUGUACACGUCAGAUACACUCAAAACUCAAAACAGGUUAAACAUGCCGCUUAAUCAACUGGAGACGGAUGAGUUCUUGACGGAGGAUGAAAGAACGAUCAUUGAGUCGGUUGUUCCAAAAGAGAACACGAUUGAGGUUUCGUUGUUGGGGCCAACGUUGGAGAUGUACGAGUUGAAGAUGGAACUGACGAUGUGGCACUUGCUUAGAACCAAGAACUACGUGUUGAAGACAAAUUGGCACCGGUUCUGGUUCGAUAAUAAACGACAUUUGAAGGAGGGUUCAAAGAUUCAAGUAUGGUCGUUUCGUAGAGAUCAACAAUUGUGCUUUGCAAUCACGUGUGUGGAGAAACCAGGCGACGUCUUUUAAUUUUUUUUUUAACGGUUAAACUUUUAUUAAAACGACUAGCAAGAAAUAAACUAGCUAGAAACUAUCUGAGUCAAUCGAAACUCAAAACAAAUGAUACGACCCGCACCACAAAACCUGAUAGCCUCCGACCCAAAAAAAAAAUUAAUUAGUUGAUUACAUUUUGAUUAUUAUAUUUGAAGCUUUAGACAUUCAAUAUAAUUCAUUUGUAUAUUUUCUUAAAUAUCUGUUAUGAACUUAUGAAGAAAUAAUUGGAUUGUUGAUUCGUUUUAUUUUCUGGUUGCUGAAUUCACCAAUUGUAUCCGUUGAUAAAUUUUAAUUUUAUAUUUC